AUGAUGAGGAACGUCAAUAAUAGCGUUGAGACUGUUAACGCCGCCGCUACCGCCAUCGUCACCGCCGAGUCCCGAGUACAGCCGUCGUCUGUCCAGAAGAGAAGGUGGGGAAGCUGUUUGAGCUUAUACUCGUGCUUUGGAUCUCAAAAGAACAACAAACGGAUUGGGAAUGCUGUGCUUGGUCCUGAACCGGUUGCAUCUGGAGUUCCGGUGGUUACAAUUCAAAACUCAGCCACUUCAACUUCGAUUGUUCUUCCUUUUAUAGCUCCUCCUUCAUCUCCAGCUUCAUUUCUGCAAUCGGAUCCUUCAUCCGUGUCUCAUUCGCCUGUUGGUCAACUUUCUCUCGCCGACAAUACAUUCUCCCCUAAGGAACCUCAAUCUGUCUUUGCCAUUGGACCAUAUGCUAAUGAAACUCAACCCGUCACUCCUCCAGUAUUCUCUGCCUUUAUAACCGAACCAUCCACUGCGCCAUACACUCCACCCCCGGAAUCAUCAGUCCACAUAACUACACCUUCUUCCCCUGAAGUGCCCUUUGCUCAGUUGCUUACAUCUUCGUUGGAGCUAACUCGAAGGAGCAGCAGCGGGAUGAACCAAAAGUUCUCGUCGUCACACUAUGAGUUUCGGUCUAAUCAGGUGUGUCCGGGGAGUCCUGGUGGUGGUAAUCUGAUCUCCCCUGGGUCAGUGAUUUCAAACUCUGGUACAUCUUCUCCCUACCCAGGUAAAUGCCCCAUGGUUGAGUUUCGAAUAGGUGAACCUCCAAAGUUCCUGGGUUUUGAGCACUUCACAGCCCGUAAAUGGGGUUCGAGGUUUGGUUCUGGAUCGAUCACGCCUGUUGGGCAUGGUUCAGGGGUUGGUUCAGGGGCUCUGACACCAAAUGGUCCAGGGAUGAUAUCUGGAAGCCUAACACCCAACAACACGACAUGGCCUCUAAAGAAUCAGAUAUCUGAGGUCGCGUCUCUGACCAAUUCGGAUCAUGGGUCUGAAGUCAUUGUUGCGGAUCACAGAGUCUCUUUUGAGUUAACAGGUGAAGACGUCGCACGUUGUCUUGCAAGCAAGCUAAAUCGAUCACAUGACAGAAUGAACAACAAUGACCGGAUUGAGACAGAGGAGAGUUCAUCAAUAGACAGAAGCAGAAACAGAGUGGUCGAGAAAGGGUCAGGAGAUAGAGAAACCGAACAACAGAGAAUUCAUAAGCUUAGUUCCUCUUCGAUCGGAUCCAGCAAAGAAUUCAAAUUCGACAACACAAAAGAAGAGAAUAUCGAGAAGGUCACAGGAAACAGCUGGAGUUUCUUCCCCGGAUUACGAUCUGGACUCAGCUAA
Molecule: messenger RNA, 1320 nt
Organism: Arabis nemorensis
Lineage: Eukaryota; Viridiplantae; Streptophyta; Magnoliopsida; Brassicales; Brassicaceae
Source: the annotation of a GenBank genome assembly